AUGUCGACUAUCUUCAAGCAAGCAGGAAUCAAGGUGUAUCACUUCGCUCCUAAGAAACUCCAUCGCUCUCUCCAAUCACACAAGGACAAGAAGGACCCCUCCACUCGUGCCAGAGUCUACCGCAUUCCAUGCGAAUGUGGUAAGGUUUACGUCGUGGAAACCGGACGUAACCUUCCAACUAGACUAAAGGAACACCGAGCACACAGAAGGAGGGGAGACUUUGAUAAAUCCGCCAUCGUCAAGCAUUCCCACAUCACUGACAACCAGGUUGACUGGGAAGCAGCAGAAAUCAUCGCUCCAAUCCAGGCGUGGCAACCAAGGCGCAUCAGAGAGGCCAUCGAGAUCCACAAGCAUGACACCGUACCCCAAGACAUCGGCGUCCACAUCAGCGACAUCUGGCUCCCCCUCCUCCCGACCAAAGGAUCUUCGAUAUCCACGGUCACCCCCUAG
Asterias rubens (European starfish) is the source of this 450-nucleotide messenger RNA. RefSeq lists its product as uncharacterized. The record is from RefSeq and is a predicted model, not a curated record. NCBI's taxonomy places the organism in Eukaryota, Metazoa, Echinodermata, Asteroidea, Forcipulatida, Asteriidae. The coding region runs from base 1 to 450 and encodes 149 amino acids. The transcript has a single exon.